Molecule: messenger RNA, 1515 nt
Organism: Ochlerotatus camptorhynchus
Lineage: Eukaryota; Metazoa; Arthropoda; Insecta; Diptera; Culicidae
Gene: Paf-AHalpha
Product: Platelet-activating factor acetylhydrolase alpha
Exons: 2
Coding region: 223-900 (225 amino acids)
Source: RefSeq, a predicted model, not a curated record
UGGAAGAAAAGUUUCGCUGGUCUCUUCUGCGGUGCAGCAGGGAAAUUAGUGCUCAUUUUUUAUACAACUUUAAUCCAUCAUCGACACAUGCAUUGAUUGCACAAAAGUCACCGAAGCUUCCCAUCGAGCCGGCCGUGUUUACGAACGUUUUUUUCCCGUUCCGAUUUUCUACCUUUUCUGCUGCUGCUGCUGCUGAUCCCUCCGAGGUGCGGAAGAAGCGAAAUGAGCUCGACGACGAUUCCCACUAUCUGCAAGGACCUGGACGGUGACGAUCGAUGGCUGAGCGUACACAAGCGCUUCGUGCAGGAGUGCAAGGAAAAGGACCCGGACGUGAUGUUCAUCGGCGAUUGCAUUCUGGAGUCGCUGCAGUUUACCGAAUUUUGGAAUAGUCACUUUGUGCCGAUGCAUUGUUUGAAUUUUAGCAUACGGAACGACCGGACCCAGAACGUGCUCUGGCGGCUGCAGAAUGGAGAGCUGGACAACGUGAAACCGAAGGUUAUCGUGCUGCACGUUGGGACGAACAACAUUAGCGACAGUGCGGACGAAGUUGCCGAAGGGGUGCUAGAGGUAGCCAAGACCAUUCGGAACAAGCUGCCCGAUGUGUACGUGGUGAUUCCGACCCUUCUUCCCCGCGGGCACCAACCAAACGCGCUGCGAGACAAGAACAGCGCCGUCAAUCAGCUGCUCAAGGAACGCUGCGUCGGCAUGAACAAGGUCCAGAUCGUGUGCGUCGACACCGGCCUAAUACAGAGCGACGGCACCAUCAGCCAUCACGACAUGUUCGACUAUCUGAACCUGACCAACGUGGGCUGCAAGAAAGUCUUCGAACCGGUUUGGGACCUGCUGCAGCAGAUAUUAACCGAAAACGAAAAGGAACGCGACCUUACACCGUCGGAGUGAACUUCUUGAAAGCCUUCACAGCCACAGCGACACAUUUGCAUGCGUAGAAAAGCAGCUAGGGAUUUAUUUUGUUCGCUGCUAGUUGUAGGAAUAAAAAAUAAAAAAAAAACACCACACUCUCACACACAUAUACAUUCCCUUUGAUUGUAGGAAGGCUUAUUCAAAUGCGUUGAUUCAUGCGCUAGACUUAUGAUGGAAGUUCAUAUGUUUAUCAUUAUUGUACUCACAUUGAUAUUAUUUAUUUCACGUAUUUGAUUAUUUAUUAGGCGUAUAAUUAUAGUUGUGUAGCUUUAUACUGAUGAUGGCAAAGAUUUAUUCGCUAGUAACGUAUUUAUAUUCGUAGGCAUUAAAAGGUAGCUUCCAAAUAUGUUUCGCUUUACCUUCAUUCCAAAUCAAAAGCUUCUAAUUGCAACACAAGAAAUUGCACCCGUACUAGACUAGACACUUAAGACUAACCAUUCCGUAGACUGUCUUCUUGUAAGUAGUGAUUCUUCAAAACCAUUCCACACCUUUUACCUCACACAAGUACGAUGAUACGGAUUCCUGUCACUCGAAACGUUAGAAUUUACUCAUGAUCUCAAACUUGAUGAACUGAAAUCUACGACGAAAGAAAAA